AUGGGCAUCUACAUGGUGGACCUUCACAGGCCGGGCCAUGCCGGGCCCCGCCCGUCCCGCCGCGGUCUCGCCUCCGCCCGGCCCUGGCCGUACUGGCGGUGGCGCUGCUGGGCGGGCAUCAGUGCCUGGUGCGGGGGCGGCAUCGCCGCCCUUUGCCUCUGCCUGGCCCAAGCCUGGCCGCGGCCCCGAGGCAGGCUCCAGUCCCGAGCCCGGCCCCGGCCCCGGCUCCUCCCGGGGCCCGCGGAGGACACAGGCGGCGCGGCCGCUGCCGCCGCCUCCGCUGCGGCUUCCCCAGCCCGAGCUCCGCCGCUCGGCAGCGCGGCCGCCGGCCCCGAGCCUCCCGUGCCGCGUUGCGAGGAGCGAAGGCCUGGGCAUGGCUGGUCCGGGGUGGCUGAGGGGCGCUCGGGGGCCGUUGCUGGCCCCGGGCCGAGCGCUGACAGCCGCGUCCCGCCCGCAGGGAAGGCGCACGAGGCCCUGCAGGAGCGGUACCGAGUGGGUUCGCUGCUGGGGCGCGGAGGAUUCAGCAGCGUCUUCGCGGCCACGCGGCUCUCGGACGGCGCCCCGGUGGCCAUCAAAAGGGUGCCACGGAACCGCGUCCGGCACUGGGGCGAGCUGCCCGACGGCAGCAGGGACCCGCUGGAGAUCGUGCUGCAGGCCAAGGUGUCCACUGGCUUCCCUGGUGUGGUGCAGCUGCUGGAGUGGUUCGAGCUGCCCAACCACAUCGUUAUGGUGAUGGAGCGGCCAGAGCGGUGUCAGGACCUGCAACGUUUCAUUGAGGCACGGCGGUUCCUGCCCGAGGAGGUGGCGCGGGCGCUGUUCCGCCAGGUGCUGGAGGCCGUGCGGCACUGCACCAGCUGCGGGGUCCUGCACAGGGACAUCAAACCAGAGAACAUCGUGCUUGACCUGGCCACCGGGCAGGCCAAACUGAUCGACUUUGGCUGUGGCACCUACCUGCAAGAGACAGCCUACACCCACUUUGCAGGAACACCGUCCUACAGCCCCCCGGAAUGGAAUGACUUUGGCUGGUACCAUGGCGAGGCAGCAACGAUCUGGUCCCUGGGCAUCCUGCUGCACCAGAUGGUCUGCGGGGAGCACCCUUUCAGGAGGGGCCGGAACCUCAGCUGGGGCCAGCUCCCGCUGCCACAAGGGCUCUCUCAAGAGUGCAAAGAUCUGAUCAGGUGGUGUUUAUCCGUGAACUCCUUGGACAGACCCACAUUAGAAGACCUGUUCUCUGAUCCUUGGGUGCAGGAUAUUCCUCUGCCUAGAAGAAGGGAAAGAGCCACAGGCACACUUUCAUGCAGGGCCCUGGCGAUUGUCGCUGUAGCAUUGCUGGUGGAGGAAGCCAAGAAGGCAACCUCCGGCGCACCAUUGGUAGCAUUUGCACCGCACAACGUGCGGGACAUACUACAGCAGAAGGCAGACAAAUGGCUCACUGAUGCUAGAUGGCUGAAGGAUGAGGCCAUUUUGAUUCACUCGCAGGAUUUGGAAUUGAGAACAACGACCACACAGAACCCUGCACAGUUUUUGUUUGGGGAAGCUUCAGAGGAGCUUGUUCAUGAUUGCAUGGAGGUGGUUGAAUUACAAACAAAGAUCAGAGAGGAUUUAGAAGAGGAAGAGUUGGAUGAAGGAGAGAAGUGGUUUGUGGAUGGAUCAAGCAGGGAAGCCAAGACCAUGGCACUGAUGACGGUGAAUACCCUGGAGAUCAAAGGGACUGAGGUCCCAGAUGAUCCUCCACAGCCCUCUCAAGAGGAGAUUGAAUGUUAUGAGAAGAUUGGAGGAAAAUUGAAAGAAGCCACAAAUCUAGGAAUCAUUGAAUUAGAUUCACAGGAGUGGUUUCAGAUUUUUCAGAACAGCGUGCGUGGAAAGCUUAGAUCAAAGGCAGAGAUUCUGGAUGUGGAGUGCCGGAAAUCAAUCAAGGUACUGUGCAGCUCAGAUGCCGUCAAGGUUUCACGACUGAUCCACUCUGUCGUACAGGGAAUGCAGAUAGCAAUAGUGCCCGUGGACCCGGAGUUGGCUUCCGGAAGCAACACACCUAAGAUCAUGAGCCUGGGAGAAAAGAAGUAUGCCAGCAAUGCUGCCAAAGCCUGCGCCAAGCUGAACCCCGUGCAGCCGCAAUGCUGA
This is a messenger RNA of Agelaius phoeniceus (red-winged blackbird), 2121 nucleotides long. Lineage: Eukaryota; Metazoa; Chordata; Aves; Passeriformes; Icteridae. The record is from RefSeq and is a predicted model, not a curated record.